AUGCCACUUAAGAGACAAUAUACCGCCGUAAUACGAUCCAUGGAAGCUAAGGUUGAAGCGUUGGAGAACAAGCUAGCUGACAUUCGAUCUUCAGUUACAGCGGUGGAAAACGCCGUCAAAGAUAUGCCGGCUGCACUCAUGGCGAUGCUGGAGAAAUCUCUAGUAAGAUCGAUUCAAGUUAGCGAAACCAGUGUUCAGGUCCAGAAGGGGGUAGGAGUUUCUGAAAAAUCGUCGGAGACGAUGAGGGAGAUGACCGGAGUAGGAAGUUCUAGUAAGGUGGAACUACCGUCGUUUGAUGGUAACGACCCUGCUGGGUGGAUAUCGCGAGCGGAGGUAUAUUUCAGAGUACACGACACACCACCGGAGGUCAAAGUCAGUUUGGCUCAGCCGUGUAUGGAUGGUUCUACCACUCAUUUCUUCAACUCUAUUGUGGAUGAAGAUAGAUCUCUGACAUGGGAAGGUUUGAAAGAUGUGUUGCUUGAGCGCUAUGGUGGAAACGGUGAAGGUGACGUUUAUGAACAGCUCAUAGAUUUGCAUCAGGCCAUAUCAGUGUUAUCAAAUUGCGGUGCAAUGGUCGCUAUGGCAGAUAUACAUGGAGGUUUUUGA
Molecule: messenger RNA, 606 nt
Organism: Lathyrus sativus (Indian pea)
Lineage: Eukaryota; Viridiplantae; Streptophyta; Magnoliopsida; Fabales; Fabaceae
Source: the annotation of a GenBank genome assembly